Messenger RNA from [Torrubiella] hemipterigena, 971 nucleotides. NCBI's taxonomy places the organism in Eukaryota, Fungi, Ascomycota, Sordariomycetes, Hypocreales, Clavicipitaceae. The record is from the annotation of a GenBank genome assembly.
CCAACAGUGCUUUCUGUGCGCUGCCAGGGGUUCCUUGCUCCGCUAUUAGCUCCCUCAGCACGCUACUGUAGCGCCUGCCUGUGCCGCUGCAGGCAGCUUCAGCGCAUAACUGCACCAGAACAGGCCAUCGAGGUUGCACGGCAGGGGGGAUGUACCUCCCCUCCCCCAAAAGGGUAAACACAAUUUAAAGACCCAGGGCCGCCUCCUUCCUCUCUCCUCUUCUUCUCUUCUUCUUCCGAUCCAACAAUUCUCAUCUACCAAUCUUCAUCAUUUUCAUCCACCGGAAAAACAAAACCAACACAACCUUCAAAAUGAAGUUCACUGCCGUCGCCCUUUUCGCCGCUGUUGCCAUGGCUCAGCUCCCUCCCCAGUGCGGUCUUAAAUGCGCUACUGAUUCUGCUCCCCAGACCCACUGCUCCAACCCUGCCGACUUUGCUUGCUCUUGCAAGCCAGAGAACCAGGCGAUUGUCGCCAAGUGCCUCGAGACCGCGUGCUCCCCCGAGGACAAGCAGAAGACCAUUGAAAUUGGUGAACAGUAUUGCAAGGCUGCUGGCUUCCCCGUCGGCGGUGCUUCUUCCUCUGCCCCCGCUCAGAGCUCUGCUCCUCCCAAGUCCUCUGCUCCUGCUCAGAGCUCUGCUCCCGCUCAGUCUUCUGCUCCCGCCCAGAGCUCUGCCCCCGCCAAGUCCUCCUCUGCUGCUCCCCAGAGCUCCUCUGGCGCCGCCUCUGGCACCGGCACCAUGCCCUCUAAGCCCACUGGCUCUUCUCCCAGCACUGUCUCCAGCAGUGCCGGCGGUGCUCUCCCCACCAUCGGUGCCAUGGCUGCUGCCGUUGCUGCCGCUCUUGCUCUGUAAAUUGCUUAGAACGGGAGUAAGCGUCUUCAGCUGGUGAAGCCGGGACUCUGUACGACUAAUACGGAAAAUGUCGAUGCAAACAACUAGCUUAAUACAUAAUAUAUCCAACGUUGAACUAUC